AUGUCUUCUUCGGAGGGCGCAUCUUCACAGGAGCGACACACAGGCCUCGCUUCGCCUCUUAACCUCGAUGGUUCAAACAGCGCCACAACCAGCAGCGAACCACAGGCGUCAACCGCAGCACCAUCUUCUUCAGCAACGAUAAAGGACGAUGUCAGUACAAAUCUCAAACCUGCGGAGUCACACAGUCGGCCUGGCAGCAUCAUGGCGCCUUCCGUUCAGUUUGACGAACAAAGUUUGCAGGCGACACCCUCCGCUCAGGGACGCGGCGACAACGCUUCCCUUCCUGCUUCACCAGCUGCGGAUACAACCAUGUUUGUGACUGGCUCGCCGGCCGCAGGAUCCAAGAUGUCCCUACCACCCCGUCGAGAUGCCAGCACAUCACAACUCAGGGCUGCGGGCCCACGCCAUUUGCGCGAGAGCCAUAGCCAUCAGAGACUCUCCAGUCGUGCCUCAGCGGGCGGCAGCUCAGUCAACUUGCCUGGGGGGAACGGCAGCCGCACUGGAACGGGGACAAGGAGAAGCAGAGCCAACCCCACCAUCGUCACUGUUCCCGUUUGGGCGCGCGACGAGUCUCCCAGUCCACCCAACUCGCCCUAUGCUAGCCCACAAGCGCACAGUCAACCAAAAUCUCUGCAUGACAUGGAGUCACUCUCGCUGCCAGCGGCCGAGAUGCGAAACGAGGAUAGAAGCGAGCGCCAACGCGUGCCCUCUUCGGAGCGGAGGUCAGAUGCGCCAGACGCAAGCCAAAUCAUGGGUAAAGCUGGCAUCGCAUUUGGCCGCGCCGUUUCGCCAGAGGCAGUCAUGCAGGCAGAAGCUCAAGAAGCGCAAAGCUCAUUCCCCGAUAGAUGGUGGACCUUCACACUACCGCACAAGUAUCGUUCGCGGCUACACGAGCAUCAUCUUCGCAUGGCCUUUCAUCAUGAGCGAAUGCGUUCUGAAACAAUAGAGAAGGAGAAGCAGAACGAACAGUCCAAGAGCAAGGCAAAUCGCAAUACAAAGCCCAGCCAAAAGAAGAGAAAGUCGCAGCAACAACUGCGUUCAAGCUCCGACUCUUCACAUUCCGACAGUACCAGCAGCAGUGGGGACAGAGACAGCAGCGACAUUGAGAUGCAAGAGCGCAGAGGCAGAGACGACCGUCCAGAGCAUCAUGGUUAUGGACUUGGCACGGGAACGUGGAAUGGCAUGGCUGCUGGGUUGGGAGCAAGUGGGCUGCUUAACAAGCAGUUCGGCACACUGCGGUCAGCCAAGGCCACUUCACCAAUAGAGCGCCGUGACCAACAGCGUCACGACACUCCUUCGCCAGACGGAACCUCCACGACAAAGGCAGACGACCGUGAUCUGGAAAAGCAGCAGAAGAAGGAGCCAGAAGAGCGGGAGUACCCGACAAUGUCGUUCAAGGCAAGGAUGGAGCAUCCCGACGUUUUCACAGUGCAUCAACCAGCCACACCAGGCUGGGCAUCGCCUUGGAAGCCCGAAGAGCGUGGCCAUGGUGGCUUCAACGCCGCAGGAUAUUUCCCACGCACCGAGUCUGGACGAACUUACAACUCCAAGAGUGGCCGUCCUAACACCUGGUUCGAUGCCUGGAAGAAUUUCCUCAUUCACAACCCCUUUGUGCCGCUGCUCUUCCGUGUCAUUAAUGUUGCCUUCACAGCAGCUACAUUGGCAGUGGCGAUCGAGCUCUUUGUCCUGCUCCGUGCGGAAGGAGCCAUUGAUGCCGUUGGCGCAUCGCCGUUGGUCGCCGUCAUCUUUGCUCCGCUGACGCUUUUGCAUGUCGGGUUCCAAAUCUGGCUCGAAUACUUUGGUCGACCAAUUGGCUUGUGGACCGUGCAGUCCAAGCUCUCUUACACAGUCGUCGAGCUCAUCUUCAUCUGUCUCUGGUCGUCUGAGCUGUCACUCACGUUCGACAACUACUUCACUUCGACGCUCGUCUGCGUCAAUUACGGCAGUCCCUUCGUCGGACCACGACAGCCGCCGGCGGAUCGACCGAACCCACUGGACGACCCAAGCAAGAAGCCUUACAUCUGCCGACUGCAAGGAUCGCUGAUCGGUCUUGUUUUCGUCAGCUUGCUCGCCUACCUGAUUGUUCUCACGGUUUCCCUCUUCCGAAUCUUUGUCAGGGUCACUGGCGGAAGCAGGAGGUGA
Molecule: messenger RNA, 2142 nt
Organism: Ustilago hordei
Lineage: Eukaryota; Fungi; Basidiomycota; Ustilaginomycetes; Ustilaginales; Ustilaginaceae
Exons: 1
Coding region: 1-2142 (713 amino acids)
Biological process (GO): positive regulation of catalytic activity
Cellular component (GO): fungal-type vacuole; cell periphery
Source: RefSeq, a predicted model, not a curated record